GAUUUCUGCGAUUACUUAUUCUAUUUCCCGGGAAAAUUAAACCCACAUGAAUCUGUUUCGUAACUUAACUGAUUCAUCGGCUUGAAAUAGAUAUUCUUCACAAAGUUUCAAGCUUUUCGUUUUGAAUUCUCAAUCCACAAUUCAUGGGGAUCUGUCAUGGUAAACCAAUCGAGCAACAACAAUCAAAAAGCCUCCCAGUUUCCGGCGAAACAGAUGAAGCUCCGACGAAUUCACAGCCACCAGCUAAAUCUUCCGGCUUUCCGUUUUACAGUCCAAGUCCUGUACCUAGCUUAUUCAAAUCCUCACCUUCCGUAUCUUCGAGCGUGAGCUCAACGCCUCUUCGUAUCUUCAAGAGACCUUUCCCUCCUCCUUCUCCUGCUAAGCACAUACGAGCUUUCCUCGCGCGUCGCUACGGCUCUGUCAAGCCCAAUGCGGUUACGAUUCCUGAAGGUAAAGAAUGUGAGAUUGGUCUCGAUAAGAGUUUUGGGUUUUCGAAACAGUUUGCUUCACACUACGAGAUUGAUGGUGAGGUGGGUCGUGGACAUUUUGGGUAUACUUGCUCUGCUAAGGGUAAAAAAGGUACCUUGAAAGGUCAAGAAGUUGCUGUUAAAGUUAUUCCUAAAUCUAAGAUGACAACUGCAAUUGCGAUUGAGGAUGUUAGUAGAGAAGUGAAGAUGUUGCGGGCUUUGACUGGUCAUAAGAACCUAGUCCAGUUUUAUGACGCGUUUGAAGAUGAUGAAAAUGUUUACAUUGUCAUGGAAUUAUGCAAAGGUGGUGAACUCUUGGACAAAAUACUUCAAAGGGGUGGAAAAUACUCAGAAGAUGAUGCUAAAAAAGUUAUGGUUCAGAUUCUCAGUGUUGUGGCUUACUGUCAUCUACAAGGUGUGGUUCACCGUGACCUUAAACCCGAGAACUUUCUUUUCUCUACGAAGGAUGAGACUUCUCCUCUGAAAGCAAUUGAUUUUGGUCUUUCUGACUAUGUCAAACCAGACGAGAGGUUGAAUGAUAUUGUAGGAAGUGCUUACUACGUGGCCCCGGAAGUUUUACACCGUACAUAUGGAACAGAAGCUGACAUGUGGAGUAUAGGAGUGAUUGCUUAUAUUCUUCUCUGUGGCAGUCGACCCUUUUGGGCCCGUACUGAAUCUGGAAUCUUUCGAGCUGUCCUAAAGGCAGAACCGAAUUUUGAAGAAGCUCCUUGGCCAUCCCUAUCACCUGACGCUGUAGAUUUUGUGAAAAGAUUGCUUAACAAAGAUUACCGUAAACGACUAACUGCGGCCCAGGCUUUGUGUCAUCCCUGGCUGGUUGGCUCACAUGAACUAAAGAUUCCAUCUGAUAUGAUCAUAUACAAGCUUGUAAAAGUGUACAUAAUGUCAACUUCAUUGAGAAAAUCGGCUUUAGCGGCUCUUGCCAAGACAUUAACUGUACCGCAGUUAGCUUAUCUGCAGGAGCAAUUCACAUUGUUGGGGCCAAGCAAAAAUGGAUAUAUUUCGAUGCAAAACUACAAAACAGCAAUCCUAAAGAGUUCAACAGAUGCUAUGAAGGAUUCACGAGUGUUAGAUUUUGUUCACAUGAUAAGUUGUCUUCAAUACAAGAAACUAGACUUUGAAGAGUUUUGUGCUUCAGCAUUAAGCGUUUAUCAGCUUGAAGCAACGGAAACAUGGGAACAACAUGCACGGCGUGCUUACGAGUUGUUUGAGAAAGACGGGAAUAGACCCAUCAUGAUUGAAGAACUUGCAUCGGAACUCGGACUCGGGCCAUCAGUGCCGGUGCACGUUGUUCUCCAGGAUUGGAUAAGACAUUCUGAUGGCAAGCUUAUCGCCGUUGCAUUUCUCUUCCUUUUCACUUCGGUGAUCUCCACGGGAGGAUUGGCUUUACCGUAUCGGACAACCCUAAUUGGUUAUUUCGUGAGGUCAACUCGAAGCAAGAGACAGCAUAGUUUUUCUGACAAGUACUUGUAUUGGGGAAACAGAAUCGAUUGUCCUGGUAAGAACUGCGAGACCUGUGCCGGUUUAGGUCACCAAGAAUCUAGCCUUAGAUGUGCACUUGAAGAAGCCAUGUUUCUUAACAGGACUUUUGUAAUGCCAUCUCGGAUGUGCAUCAAUCCAAUACAUAACAAGAAAGGUAUACUUAAUCGAUCCAAUAAUGAAACUACAGAGGAAAGUUGGGAAGUUAGCUCGUGUGCAAUGGAAUCACUGUAUGAUAUUGAUCUCAUCUCUGAGAAGAUACCUGUGAUUUUGGAUGACUCGGAAACAUGGCACAUUGUGCUAUCGACGAGUAUGAAAUUGAAAGAACGAGGAAGUGCGCAUGUAUAUGGGGCCAACAGGCAUGAGCUAAAUGAAUCUAGCCACUUUUCAAAUCUUUUGCUCAUUAACCGAACCGCAAGUCCCCUCGCAUGGUUUGUUGAAUGCAAGGAUCGAGGUAAUCGUAGCGAUGUCAUGCUUCCUUAUUCAUUUCUCCCGAAUAUGGCAGCAUCAAGAUUGAGAGAUGCUGCCGAAAAGAUAAAGGCACAACUUGGUGAUUACGAUGCAAUCCAUGUUCGUCGAGGUGACAAACUGAAGACAAGAAAAGACAGGUUUCGCGUUGAAAGAACUCAGUUUCCACAUUUAGAUAGAGACACACGUCCAGAGUUCAUCAUUGGUAGAAUUCAGAAGCAGAUCCCACCAGGACGGACUCUUUUUAUCGGUUCUAAUGAGAGAACCCCUGGAUUCUUUUCACCUCUAGCUAUCAGGUAUAAAGUGGCUUAUUCAUCGAAUUUUAGUGAGAUUUUGGAUCCGAUAAUCGAAAACAAUUAUCAGUUGUUUAUGGUGGAGAGGCUGAUAAUGAUGGGUGCAAAGACAUUCUUCAAAACAUUUAGAGAGUACGAAACGGAUCUAACUUUGACAGAUGAUCCGAAAAAGAACAAGAAUUGGGAAAUACCAGUUUACACCAUGGAUAAAGGCAAAGAAGCAGCAAGCUAAACUAUCCAUGAUCUCACUAGCAAAAGACUACACAACGAUUCAGACAAGAGUCUCAUCACUUUUCAAUUACUUGGAGUUAAAAGCCUAAUCUUGUCUGAAGAUUCUAUUGCCGGUACUCGAAGAAAUCUGUGUAUGUGAAACCAGAGACUAACAGACUAGAGCACUUUCUUGCUACUUGGCUGUUUCAUUUUUGUGUAAAUCAAUCUGUUUAUUGUUACUUUAAUGUUGAUUUUCAUCAGAGAUAGUUUGUUUCAAAUAAAACAUUCGAGUUAAG
Molecule: messenger RNA, 3231 nt
Organism: Arabidopsis arenosa
Lineage: Eukaryota; Viridiplantae; Streptophyta; Magnoliopsida; Brassicales; Brassicaceae
Source: the annotation of a GenBank genome assembly